AUGCCUCGAGCGGAGGAGGAGGUGCGGAGUACGGCGGCCCUUCUCACGGAGCUGCAGCGCCUCCGCAGCGACCCGGUGCUCCGGCCGUACGUGGGCGGCAGUGCGCUGCGCCCGCCGACGCUGAGGGCGGCGGAGGGAACGCCCUCGCGACGGGAGGAGGGCGCGGAGUCCCUCGUGGCGUUUCAGACGCGCCUGAGCCGCGAGGAGGAAACUCGUCUGCGGAACUCACUAGAGGCCCAGCGAGCGUUUCAGCAGGCGCUGCAGUCGCUGGCGGCCUGCCGCGCCAUCCCCGGCGCUGCUGCGGAGGGACGCACAAGAACAGAUCCUCCUCCUCCUCCUGCUGCUCCUGCUGCGGGGCCCGCGGGGCUCUCGUUUGCCCCGCGCAGCGAGUCGGCGGUGGGGGAAAGGGCAGCGGAGAGGCUGCAGGACGCCGCGGCGACGAUGCAGGAGAAGUUAGCGUUGCGAGACCGCACGAUUCAACGGCUGCAGACGGAACUAGACGAAACACGAGCCAUGUACGAGGCUGAAAUCGCUCGCAUGCGGGCGGCCCACGCGCAGUGGAGGCACGAGGCAGAGCGGGAGGCGGCGGAGCUGAAGACGCAACUGACGCAAUGGGAUCUUGUAGGACAUUCAACUGUCAGCGCAACCGCGGACUCGGCGGAGUUCCUGGAGGCGCUCGAAUUCAAGGAACGCCUGCUGCAGGAGAUGCAGGACGCCUUUCAGCGCGCAUCGGAGGAGUGGAAGAGCGACACCGCGCGCACCGUGGCGGAACUCCGCCUGACCGCAGAGCAGGAAGUGCGCGGCGUGGUUAACAAAGCCAAGGGUCUCGUGGAGGAGUUGCAGACGGCGCUGAGCGCAUUGGCCACCUGUCGCCCUUGCCCCACCGCGCCCCUCACUGCGGACGUGGCGGAACGCCUGUUGCAGGAGGAGGCCACGUUGUUGUCAUCGUGGGAGGAAAAACUCCGUGAACACGUGCGCACGGCGGUGAGGCGUGCCGUGCGGGGCCGCGUGAAGGAGCUUCUUCGCCCGCUUGUGGAACGGGAGCUGCCGCGCCUUCGGGAGCUCGGCGCGCCACGCCAGCCCAGCCCUGCCCACGCCGCUCUCACAGCGGGGCCGGCGCGAGGGGCCUCCCCGCCGCCCGUCUUGAUAUCGUCGCCGUCACCGGACGCAGUGCGCUACGGGGAGGCGCCGGCGCUCUUGCGGCAGGAACGACGAGCCCCGCCACAGCGCCGCGAGUUUUCUGCGGAAAGUGCCACGGCGGCGACGGUGCUGGGGGCGGUGGCGCAGCACGUUACCGCGGAGGAGCAGCUGGGCCCGCAUGCUGGCACUGGACGGCCGUCCUGGUUGAAACGUUUCUGCUACUAA
Molecule: messenger RNA, 1365 nt
Organism: Trypanosoma conorhini
Lineage: Eukaryota; Euglenozoa; Kinetoplastea; Trypanosomatida; Trypanosomatidae
Exons: 1
Coding region: 1-1365 (454 amino acids)
Source: RefSeq, a predicted model, not a curated record